UUUCUCAAAAUCCAAAAAAGAAAACAUGUACUUCCCGAAAAAAGAAGAGGGAAAUUUUCAAAGCCAAAUCUCAAAAGUUUGAUUUUAAUAAAUUCCCCCGCCUCUUCUUCUCCCCAAAACAAAUACCCUCUCUCUCUCUUUCUCUCUCAGAACCCCUCUUUACUCUCUCUUAAAAAACCCUCUUUAGUCUUUCCCUCUCCCCCAAUCUCUGCUUAUCCUUCACCCCAAAUGGCGCACAAUAGCCAACUCCCCUGUGACGGAGAUGGUAUUUGUAUGAAAUGUAAACAGAAACCUUCAGGUGAAGAAGAAACCCUUGCUUGCAAAACUUGCAUAACACCAUGGCAUGUUAACUGCUUAACAUCUCCACCUCAAACCCUGACUUCUACUCUUCAAUGGGAAUGCCCAGAUUGCGAUGCCGAAAACCACAAGCUCCCAUUUUCAUCCCCGGCGGCUCCACCUGUUGAAAGCGGUAACCUAAUUGCUGCGAUUCGUGAGAUCGAAUCUAAUCAAUUGCUAACUGAUCAGGAAAAGGCGAAGAAACGGCAAGAGCUUUUGAGUAGAGGAGGUAAAUCUGGUUCAGAUCUCGAUGGCGCCGAUAAGAACAAUAAGAAAAAGGACGGGGAUAAUGAUGUUCUUGAUCUUUUCGAUGACUUUAAUUGUUCCUUCUGUAUGCAGUUACCGGAGAGGCCUGUCACUACACCAUGUGGGCACAAUUUUUGCUUAAAAUGCUUUCAAAAAUGGAUUGGUCAAGGAAAGCGCACUUGUGCAAAGUGUCGCAAUCCUAUUCCUCCCAAGAUGGCAAGUGAACCUCGUAUCAAUUCUGCUGUUGUUAUAGCCAUUCGAAUGGCGAGGAUGUCAAGAUCAUCUAAUGUAGUUGGUCCACUGAAAGUUCAGCAUUUUGUGCACAACCAGAACAAACCUGAUAAGGCAUACACGACUGAACGAGCAAAGAAAACUGGAAAGGCUAAUGCCUGCAGCGGGAAGAUAUUUGUUACGACUGCACCAGAUCAUUUUGGGCCUAUACUUGCUGAGAAUGAUCCAGAUAGAAAGCAGGGUGUGUUAGUUGGGGAAUCUUGGGAGGAUAGAAUGGAAUGUAGACAGUGGGGUGCCCACCUUCCUCAUGUUGCAGGGAUCGCUGGACAAUCAGGGCACGGUGCUCAGUCAGUGGCACUUUCAGGAGGCUACAAAGACGACGAAGAUCAUGGAGAGUGGUUCCUCUACACUGGAAGUGGGGGUAGAGAUUUAAGUGGAAAUAAACGAACAAAUAAGGACCAGUCCUUUGACCAGAAGUUUGAGAAAAUGAAUGAGGCACUUCGACUUAGUUGCAAGAAAGGUUAUCCAGUUCGAGUGGUGAGAUCCCACAAAGAGAAGCGUUCUUCCUAUGCUCCUGAAACUGGGGUUCGGUAUGAUGGAGUUUACAGGAUAGAGAAGUGUUGGCGCAAAACUGGAAUCCAGGGUUUUAAGGUUUGUAGAUACUUAUUUGUGCGAUGUGAUAACGAACCUGCACCAUGGACAAGCGAUGAGCAUGGUGACCGCCCUAGACCUUUACCUGUCAUUAAAGAAUUAAAGCAGGCAACUGACAUCACAGAAAGAAAGGAACAACCAUCUUGGGAUUAUGAUGAGGAAGAAGGUUGCUGGAAGUGGAAAAGAAGUCCUCCAUUAAGCAGAAAACCUAUGGACAGUGAAAAUCCAGAGGAUAGAAAGAGGGCAAGGAGAGCCAUAAAGCAAGCAAAAAACUUGACUGUAAGAGAGAAACUCCUCAAAGAGUUCAGCUGUUUGAUUUGUCGGAAGGUGAUGACUCUUCCGCUUACAACCCCUUGUGCUCACAACUUUUGCAAGCCGUGUUUGGAAGGUGCCUUUUCUGGCCAGGAAUUCGUGAAGCAAAGAACUUGUCAGGGGAGACGGACGCUCCGAGCACAAAAAACUGUCAUGAAGUGUCCCUCUUGUCCGAAUGACAUCUCUGAUUUUGUUCAAAACCCUCAGGUUAAUAGAGAGUUGAUGGAUGUGAUUGAAUCUCUUCAGUCUAAGCCAGAUGAGAAUAUUGAUGAGACGGAGGAGAAUCCAGAGAUAAGUGAAGAGAGUGCCUCAGAAGAGAUGGCUGAGGAUGUGCUAGAAGACGCUGAAACCGUAAGCGAAGAUUCUGAAGUAGCAGAAGAUGAAAAAGAAAUUGAGGAAAGUGCAGUUGAUAUCAAGCUUGAGCAAAGCAAGAAACGAACCAAAGUAAAUGAUUCUGGUGACAAACCUGAUGGGGUAAAUGAGAAUGCAAAAGGUGUAAAAAAAGCUGCAACUACUAAAAGUGAAACAGAAACCUUUCACACUCCGGUUGUUAAGAAGCAUGAGCAAAAGAAACAAAACAAAGUUACUGAUACAGGUGAUAAAAAUGAUGAGGUGAAUGACAAUGCAAAAGAUGGUACAAUGAAUUUAGGAACUCGUACACGUGGAACGAAAAGCUUGCAGACUCCUACAAGUGAGACUAACGCAAAGCGGGCAUCCAAGAGAAGGAAAACCAUGGAUCAUGUCUGUACAGAAAGCGGAGUGAGAACCAGGAGCAUGAGGUCAAAGGAGCCAGUGAGUAAUGGAAAUGAAGGCGGAGUUAAAACCAGGAGCAUGAGAUCUUAAUAGUUGCUAUGUGAUAGAACAUCAAGCUUUUCUUUUGAAAAAUAAUUCACCAUCAAGCUCUUUUUGUGUUCAACUAGAUGGCUUGCAUCCUUUGUUUUUUUUGGCUAUGAUCCGUCUGGAAAAACCUUUUGCAUUGUUUUGUGAAUCUGCUCAAUUCGAUUCUGCCAAUUAGUUGCAUUUUGUUAUAUGGAAUAUAAGUUGUAAUAAUCUAUGAAAAACAGUUCUUGUUAUUAAGUUCUCUGACUUGUUUAUGUCACUUAAAAUA
Messenger RNA from Papaver somniferum (opium poppy), 2884 nucleotides. Its product is annotated as E3 ubiquitin-protein ligase ORTHRUS 2-like. Gene Ontology annotation, molecular function: metal ion binding; ubiquitin protein ligase activity. The transcript has 9 exons. The record is from RefSeq and is a predicted model, not a curated record. The coding region runs from base 229 to 2619 and encodes 796 amino acids. Gene Ontology annotation, biological process: negative regulation of gene expression via chromosomal CpG island methylation; protein ubiquitination. NCBI's taxonomy places the organism in Eukaryota, Viridiplantae, Streptophyta, Magnoliopsida, Ranunculales, Papaveraceae.